Molecule: messenger RNA, 4446 nt
Organism: Loxodonta africana (African savanna elephant)
Lineage: Eukaryota; Metazoa; Chordata; Mammalia; Proboscidea; Elephantidae
Gene: HS2ST1
Product: heparan sulfate 2-O-sulfotransferase 1
Exons: 7
Coding region: 335-1408 (357 amino acids)
Cellular component (GO): membrane
Molecular function (GO): heparan sulfate 2-sulfotransferase activity
Source: RefSeq, a predicted model, not a curated record
GAAGGAAGGAAGAGAAGGAGGCGGGCAGGCUGGCUCGGGGGUCCGGGACUGAGGCAGUAGAGGGAGGCGAGAGCUCGGCAGCCGCUUCGCGCUGUUUGCUGCGCGGGCUUUUGGAGGAGGUGGCCGUUGAGUCCGCUGAGGAAAAGCGGGUAUCGGCGGCGUGGGUACUGGCGUCUGGGGGCGGGGGACCGGGGAGGCAAGAAGGGGGGUCGCUGCGGUGGUUCUCUCGCAGUCGCUCUCUCCGGCUCGGUGGGCUCCUCCCGGCGUCUCCCUCGCCUCCGGGGCCCCACUCCCCGCCCCCCGCGGUAUGUCUUGAUCCCGAGCAGCGGGUUUCAUGGGGCUCCUCAGGAUUAUGAUGCCGCCCAAGUUGCAGCUGCUGGCGGUGGUGGCCUUCGCGGUGGCGAUGCUCUUCUUGGAGAACCAGAUCCAGAAACUGGAGGAGUCCCGGUCGAAGCUAGAAAGGGCUAUUGCAAGACAUGAAGUGCGAGAAAUUGAGCAGCGACAUACAAUGGAUGGCCCUCGGCAAGAUGCAGCUUUAGAUGAGGAAGAGGACAUGGUGAUCAUUUAUAACAGAGUCCCCAAAACUGCAAGCACCUCUUUUACCAAUAUCGCCUAUGACCUGUGUGCAAAGAACAAAUACCACGUCCUUCAUAUCAACACUACCAAAAAUAAUCCAGUGAUGUCACUACAAGAUCAGGUGCGCUUUGUAAAGAAUAUAACUUCCUGGAAAGAGAUGAAACCAGGGUUUUAUCAUGGACAUGUUUCUUAUUUGGAUUUUGCAAAAUUUGGUGUGAAGAAGAAGCCAAUUUACAUUAAUGUCAUAAGGGAUCCUAUUGAGAGACUAGUUUCUUACUAUUACUUUCUACGAUUUGGAGAUGAUUAUAGACCAGGAUUACGGAGACGGAAACAAGGAGAUAAAAAGACCUUUGAUGAAUGUGUAGCUGAGGGUGGCUCAGAUUGUGCUCCAGAGAAGCUCUGGCUUCAAAUUCCAUUCUUCUGUGGCCACAGCUCGGAAUGCUGGAACGUGGGAAGCAGGUGGGCAAUGGAACAAGCCAAGUACAACCUAAUUAACGAAUACUUUCUGGUGGGAGUUACUGAAGAGCUUGAAGACUUUAUCAUGUUAUUGGAGGCAGCUUUGCCCCGCUUCUUCAGGGGUGCUACAGAACUCUAUCGUACAGUAGGAAAGAAAUCUCAUCUUAGGAAAACUACAGAGAAGAAACUCCCCACUAAACAAACCAUUGCAAAACUGCAGCAAUCUGACAUUUGGAAAAUGGAGAAUGAGUUCUAUGAAUUUGCAUUAGAGCAGUUUCAAUUUAUCAGAGCCCAUGCUGUUCGAGAAAAAGAUGGAGACCUCUACAUCCUCACACAGAAUUUUUUCUAUGAAAAGAUUUACCCUAAAUCGAACUAAGUUCAAGGUGUGACUAUUAGAUUCUUGAACUAAAACUUUGACCCCAUCUUCACCUUAGUUCUAAGCUUCGUAUCCAGGAUUUCUUUUAGAUGUGUAAGACAAUUUGUAUUGACCCGAGUUAGGAAAGACAGUGAUGUCAAGAAAAUGCAUACUGGCUGAUAUGUCAGUGUUUUAGGAAGUUUAAGUUUCAGGGGUUUUCAUUUGUUUAUUCUUGUUAAAUUUUGGUGGGUGUUAUAACCUCCCACUUGGAAAAAAACUUACACUUCACCUAAAAUAUAAACAUAUAGCAGGUCUAACCAAAAGGCUACAUACAAUUUCAGAAAAGUUUCUGAUAUUCAGUUUUUGAUAAAGCAUUUUUUCAAUUAAACCAUAAAGGAAGAUUAAUCCAUUUGCUACUUCCACCUUCACCUGGAGGUUUGGGUUACACACCUCUACUGAAUAGUGUUAAUGACUGGUUGGUAGUAUGUGCUGUAUUUUUGUGAAUCAUGUCCCAUGAAAUUCAUUGGAAUGUUCAAAUCCUGUUUGCUAAGAAAUGUUUCUGUUGUAGUUGGGUUUGCCCAUAUUUAUGUAGGUUGUUUUAAUUUUUUUUUUAUUAUUGAUCAUUAGUGUUAAAAACUAGUUUAAACCAUUACUAAUACUGUAAAAAGACAGUCAAAGCAGUAUUUCUCAUUCCUGUCUUCCCAAUAUCAAAGAUUGGGAAGACACUUCAAAGAAUGUUGACAUUGUCUGAAGUUUUAGUUAAAGACUUCCACACAUUGAUAUCAAAAAAGUAGUUUUAGUACUUGUUUCUCCAUGGAUUAUUUGUAAUAACUAUAAACCGAAAUGCCGGUGACUCCAUAUUAUGACUCCAUUAGUGAGCUGUGGUAUGGGUAGGGUUUUCCUACAUCUUCUGUACUUUUACCUGUAGGCUAUUUUUACUAAGGUGCUUUAUAAUGUGUUUUAAAGCAUUGCAUUUACAAAAAAGGAGAAUGCUGUAUAUAUUGCAAAUUUUAUGUAUUUGGACCAAAAGGUUACAAGUAAUUAGACAGAAGUGGUCUUGCACCAGUUUUAUUACAUCAAGUAAAACCGUCAGACCUACUAUUCUUUUUCUCAUUUAACUUUACUGUUAGACAUCACCGAAAUUAACUUUAAUAACCUUUCAAUUUUGAUACACAGUACAUUAUUCAUAAUUGGAGGCAGUAGUUAUAGUGAAAAGAGUACUGAACAAGGAGCCAGAAAACUCGAUUUUUGGUUCUGGCUCUGCCACUUAUCAGCUGUGUGGCCUUGGGCAAGUCACUUAACCUCAGUUUCCUCAUCUUGAAAUGAGGAUAAUAAUACCUGCUGUACCUACCUCACAGGGGUGUUGUGAGGAUUAAAUGAGAUGGCAUGUGAAAGCACUUUGAAAACUGUAAAGCGCUAUAUAUAAAUGUAAGGUAUUAUUAUAGAAACAUCCUUAACAUACAGUUUCAUACCGUUCAUUUUUUUAGCACAAGAAAGGGUAAAGUCCACUUAUAUAAGCUGGUUGAAAAAAAGUUAAUCUUGGUAUAAAUUCAUGUUUGAUAAAUAUCUUCUCAGUGUUUUUUCUUCUGUGUUCCUGCAGCUACUGAAAUACAAAACACCUGUGAACUCUUAAAGCGUCAUGAGCAGCUGCUUGAGUUCAGAGGGUUCUCUGUUUGAAAUAGACUUGAUUAGUUGACUAGGGGCAGGGGAAUCUGUGCUCAUAAAAUUUGAAGGAUUUUUCUGAUUUUAUUUUACGUUACCAUUCAGAAAUGGUAACUAUUUUAUACCUAUGGUUUCUAAGGUAUGUUUUACAGAGUUUAAUUUCCCUAUGCAUUCUUAAUCUUCUUCCCCUUCUUGGAAUAACAGAGAUAAAGAAUUUAGAAACGUAUUUUCUAAAAGAAUAAUCUUUAAUAUGCUUAGUUUAAUAAAUAUUCCUCAGUAAGACCUAACCAAACUAUGUAAACAUUAUAGGCAAGUUGCCUUAAAGGUUAUUAACUGUGGGGUUGGGGAGAGGGAAGCACUGCUUAUCAGAAAACAUUUAAAAUUUGAAGAAAACUUAAGUAUGUUGACAAAAAAUAAUCAUUUUAGCACCCUUUUCCUCCAAUAAUAUGAAAAUACUAAGAGAACAUAGCCAAGCGUAUUUUUCUUAUUUGGCUUUUUCUUUUCUCUUUCUCUCUCCCCCUCCCUCCCUCCCUUCUUCCCUUCCUCCUUCCAUCCCUCCCUUCUUCCUUCCAUUUCUGUCUCCUCCCUUUCUCAAUACAUUCGUUAACUUUUGCAGGUGUUUGUUGAAAAUACAUACAAAUGAUUUCCUUGCCCAAAAGGUGGGAGUGUUUGAUAUUUACCUGCUAGCGAACCCCAGUGUGUAGGUUAUUCUCGGAGUACAAGCUAACAUCUUCUAGAGGUGCAUUAACUCUUUUAGGUAACUAAGGUAGUACUUAGUGCACUAGACCAGAGGUCAGUGCUUUUUCUGUAAAGGGCCAGAGUAAAUAUUUUAGGCUUUGUGGGCCAUAUGGUCUCUCUCACAGUUAUUCAGCUCUGCCAUUGUAGUGCAGAAGUAACCAUAGACAAUACCUAAACGGAUGGACAUGGCUGUGUUCCAAUAAAACUUUAUUUAGAAAAACAGAUGACAUGUCAGAUAUGGCCCAUGGGCUGUAGUUUACUAACCCCUGCACUAGAGAAAUCCUUAUUUAUGGAGAAAUCAUUUUUGAAUCUGUACUCUAGUGGCCUAGAAUGAGUUUAUAUACUUUGAAAAGCUAACAUAUCCAAAGAAUAGCUUUCUGAUUCAUGUGGUCUCUCUCACAGAUCAUAAACUUUUACGACUUAGAUUGCUUCCAGGUGGGCAGGUUUUUUUUUUUUUUUUCCCCCAGUUUAAGAGUUCAGUAUAGGGGCAUUUAUUCUGUCAUUUUUUAGGGUGGGUUAGAGUGUCCUUCCUGGAGGCUGAGAAAGGGUGGAUUUAAUUCCAUCAGGUCCAUUACAGUCCUAGGAAUCUGACAAGUUCAUAGUCCUUAAAAUGCCUAGCUUUAUAAUCAAUUAAAUAAAACCACUGAAACGAUAAUGUA